Messenger RNA from Ascoidea rubescens DSM 1968, 756 nucleotides. Its product is annotated as SGNH/GDSL hydrolase family protein. Lineage: Eukaryota; Fungi; Ascomycota; Saccharomycetes; Ascoideales; Ascoideaceae. The record is from RefSeq and is a predicted model, not a curated record. The transcript has a single exon. Bases 1 to 756 code for a protein of 251 amino acids.
AUGGCUGGUAUUGACUACAACCUCUCCUUCGACAAGUUGUUGCUCUUUGGUGAUUCAAUCACUGAAUUUUGCUACAACAUCAAUCCCAUCUCCUCCAAAACCCCAAGCUACUCGUUUGCAUUGGGCCCAGCUUUGCAAGAGACCUACAAAAGAAAGCUAGAUGUCGUCCAGAGAGGUUUCGCUGGGUACAACACUCGCCAUGCCAAACAACUAUUGCCCAAAAUCUUGGACAUCGAACAUGCUUCCAACAAAAGCUCCAAGGUCUCCUUGAUUGUCCUUUAUUUUGGUUCCAACGACGCUGCAGUAAAUGGGCCCCAGAAGGUUCCUCUUGAUGAGUUUCUUUGCAACAUGGAGCUGAUGAUCAAUCAGAUCAUCUCGAAGAAUAUCAGCUUGAUCGUUCUUGGACCUGCAGUUCAUGAUGCUGAAACAUGGAAUCCUGCUCACUCAGAUGACGUUAAACUGGGCAAUUUCAGAACAAACGAAAACAACAAAUUUUACUGCGAUGAGCUAGCUAAACUCUGCUUCAAAAUAAACAUUCCUUAUAUUCAUUUAUACGACAUCUUUUCCACCUACAAAGGUCCAUGGCAAGACUUGCUAACUGAUGGAAUUCAUUACAGUGGCGAAGGCUACAGAUUGAUGUAUAACGAAAUCAUGGAAAACAUCAAAAUCUUUUAUCCACAGCUAUAUCCUGAUAAUAUUAAAUCUAAAUUGCCUGCAUGGAAAGAUAUAAAGCUGGAUUCUUUCGACAAUUUAUGA